AUGUCCAAGACAGCAUUGAUUAUUGCAUCGGACGGGAGCGAGGAUAUCGAACUCACUGUCGUUAGUGAUGUUCUACGUCGUGCCAAUGUUGAGGUGGGUUUUUUCAUUGUUUUUUAUUGGUUUAGAUUCAUAAGUAUUGAGUUUGGGGCAAAAAGAUCGAAAGAUAGGUAUAAAAAACCUAUUUUUUGUUUUGGCCAUAACUUUUUUAAAACGAUGGGUGGACUUUGAUGAUUAUGUGGAUUCGUUAGCCAAAAGUAUAUUCUAAAACGUUGUAAAAGUUUAAGGUUCUGCUUUUUCCCAAAAAAAGUUAUGACCAAAACUGACUGAAAUUGUGGUCAUGGAUAACAUAAUAUAUUUUUUGUUAUAUUUAUAUUCGAUACCUAUAAAUUUAUUAUCAUAAAGUGAUUAUCUAAUGUCAAAUUUUCUAAAAAUUAAAAUUAGGUAACAAUCGCUUCCCUUCAAAACUCCAAAUCAAUUGAAUUGGCUAGAAAAGUCAAUAUUAAUGUAGACAAGCUGCUAAACGAAGUGAAGGACACUGAAUUUGAUGCAGUAAUCUUGCCUGGAGGUCAGCCUGGAAGUAACAACUUGGCAGCGGUACGUUUCACCUUGAUUAUAUUGUUAUUCGUUUAGGAUUCGACGGUUGGAGAGGUUUUGAGGCGUCAUGAGGCCGCUGGCAAGAUUGUCGCGGCCAUUUGUGCUGCUCCAAUCGCCUUGAAAGCACAUGGAAUUGCUAAAGGGGGUGUAUUGACGUCGUACCCAGGUGUUGCUGAUCAAAUUAAGGAAGGAGGUAAGAGGAAAAAUAUUUUUUUUGUGAAAAAGUCAGGUGUUUAGCCAAAAAAUUGUUGUUACAGACCAGAAUUUUAACGUUUUACCUUGGAUAACUAACAUCUUAAUGCUGUAAGGUAGAGAAAUGAUAUUAAAAUGUAAAAUACGUUCUUCUUUGCUAGAUGUUGGAAGAAACUUUGCGAAAAAUCAUGAAUAAUAUAGCUCCAACUCACUUUUUGAUACCCAUUUUUUCUUCAGGUUACACAUACUCAGAAGAACGUGUAGUCAUAUACAAAUCCGUGGUCACCAGCCGCGGUCCAGGCACAGCCUUUGACUUUGCCUUCAAAAUCGUUGAACUUUUGGCCGGCGAUGAAGUGGUUCAGAAGCUCAAAAGUGCCAUGUUACUGUGA
Molecule: messenger RNA, 1175 nt
Organism: Bursaphelenchus okinawaensis
Lineage: Eukaryota; Metazoa; Nematoda; Chromadorea; Rhabditida; Aphelenchoididae
Source: the annotation of a GenBank genome assembly